Messenger RNA from Mytilus californianus (California mussel), 471 nucleotides. RefSeq lists its product as uncharacterized. NCBI's taxonomy places the organism in Eukaryota, Metazoa, Mollusca, Bivalvia, Mytilida, Mytilidae. Bases 1 to 471 code for a protein of 156 amino acids. The transcript has 4 exons. The record is from RefSeq and is a predicted model, not a curated record.
AUGCUUGCUGAUAGAGACCCAUUUUUACAAGAAUAUGCUAACAUUGAUAAGUUCAGAAGUACUAAAUAUUACAUUAAAACUAGCUUUCAUAAAAAGAUUUUGGCUUUAUUGACAACGAAAAAACAGAAUCUAGACGAAAAGAUAGAAUACAUGAAUGGAAUUCAAGGGAUGGGGAAAACCACUUCUCUAAUAUACUUUGUCCUGCAAUGUUUAAAUCUUGAAGUUGUAAAAGAUGAUAUUGACAAAAUAAUGAGUCUUACUGAAAUAGGUGAAGAAACUUCUGAAUCUCUUAAAGGGAAAGGGAGAGAGGUGUAUUCAUUUAUCAAUGGACGAUACAUCAUAUCACCAAGGUUACUGAAAUAUUUUCAGACACAAAUACUUUAUGGCAGAUCUAUAGCAGAUGCUUACGCCAUAUAUAUGGAAUUUGAUCUUGAGGAGGGUGACAAAUAUAGACAGCCUACUGCCCAAUAA